Glossina fuscipes is the source of this 1146-nucleotide messenger RNA. Its product is annotated as clavesin-2. The record is from RefSeq and is a predicted model, not a curated record. NCBI's taxonomy places the organism in Eukaryota, Metazoa, Arthropoda, Insecta, Diptera, Glossinidae. Gene Ontology annotation, cellular component: membrane. The transcript has 4 exons. The coding region runs from base 160 to 1041 and encodes 293 amino acids. Gene Ontology annotation, molecular function: phosphatidylinositol bisphosphate binding.
ACUUGUGUAAAUUGUUAUAUGCCGGCGCUAUAACUGGCACUUGAGACGUGUCUACAAGGAAUCCAAAGUUUCGUACGAGCGCUCAGUUGUUUAGGAGACCUGUUAGCGUCACAGUCCGCAAGUCAUUCAUCGAGGAAUAAAAUAAUUCGAUCGACCAAUAUGUCUAAAGCAAAUAGUGAGGAAGCAUUUAAUAUACGCAUCGGUUACUUAAGACCGGAGACGGUUGAAUUAGCCAAAAAUGAGUUACGCGAAACAUCGGAGACUAAAGAAAACGCCAUUAAGGAAUUACGUCAAUUAUUGCAAGCAAGUCCUGAUCUUCAUUACAAGGACGACGAUGAGUUUCUUAUAAUUUUCCUGCGAACGUGUCAUUUUUAUCCGCAAAGUGCUCUCGAAAAGAUGAAGUCUGUAGCUGCCUUCCGUAAAGAAAAUGCCAACUUACUGCAUGGUUUAGUAAUUGAGCAAGUAAAAGAAAAAUUCCUAAAUAGUAAUGUUAUUAAUAUUUUAAAAAAUUGUGAUCAACAUGGGCGUCGCGUACUAAUUGUUAAUUGUGGCGAAACCUGGAAUCCCAGUUAUGUAAAUACAGACGAUGUAUUUCGCCUACUGUAUUUGGUGCAUAUUGCCGCUCAGCUGGAACCUGAGACGCAAGUGCGUGGUGCGGUAGUUAUUAUGGAUUUCGAGGGUUUAUCUAUGAAGCAAGUGACUGCCUUAACACCCUCAUUCUCGAAACGUUUAUUAACUUUCAUACAAGAUGCGAUGCCAAUUCGUUUAAAAGAAUUGCAUUUUGUUAAGCAGCCGUUCAUCUUUAAACUUGUUUGGUCUCUAUUCAAGCCCUUCGUACGAGAGAAAUUAAACAAAAGGAUACAUUUUCAUGGUAGCGAUAUGAAGUCUUUACAUAAGUUUUUAUCGCCCGAAAUCUUGCCUGAAAACUAUAAAGGUCAGUUGCCUAAAAUUGAUUACGCCGGCACCCAGUGGCUGCCGGCUUUAGAGAAACAUGAAGAAUUCGUUAAUGAAUGGGCUGAGAUGGGACCAACUAAAUGGUAAUCAAAUGUUUAAACACUUAUACAAACAUUCCUUUUUAUUAUCUUCUAAGCUAAACGAAAAAACCAAAAUUUAUAAAAUCAUUAAAUAAAGAAACACAACAAACAA